This is a messenger RNA of Molossus molossus (Pallas's mastiff bat), 240 nucleotides long. Its product is annotated as beta-defensin 130B-like. The coding region runs from base 1 to 240 and encodes 79 amino acids. The record is from RefSeq and is a predicted model, not a curated record. Gene Ontology annotation, biological process: defense response to bacterium; cell chemotaxis. The transcript has 2 exons. Gene Ontology annotation, cellular component: extracellular region. Lineage: Eukaryota; Metazoa; Chordata; Mammalia; Chiroptera; Molossidae. Gene Ontology annotation, molecular function: CCR6 chemokine receptor binding; chemoattractant activity.
AUGAGACUCCACUCCCUCCUCUCUGUGCUCCUCUUCUUUGUGACUGUGAUACCAAAAGCCAGCGCGGGCAUGGUCCCGGGGAAGAAGCAGUGCGUCCUCCUGAACGGCGUGUGCAAGCUGGGCGGCUGCAGCACCUCGGACGACACCAUAGGGGUGUGCAGCGAUGACAAGAAAUGCUGUCGAAGCUGGUGGGUGCUGUACCCCUACCCGACGCCGGUUCCCAAGUCGAAGUCUCCUUGA